Aegilops tauschii subsp. strangulata is the source of this 4216-nucleotide messenger RNA. RefSeq lists its product as uncharacterized. Lineage: Eukaryota; Viridiplantae; Streptophyta; Magnoliopsida; Poales; Poaceae. The record is from RefSeq and is a predicted model, not a curated record.
GAAAGCAGUUGAGAGAGCAGCAGCCAUGGAGAUGAUGGAGGCGCGCGGCGACCUGCGAUCGAUCCCGGUGGUGCCGCGCGGCGGGGCGCUCUUCUGGCCGGCGGCGGCGCAGGAGCAGCUGAGGGCGCUGUCCCCCGGCCCCGACGUCAGCCGGGUCGCAUCCGACGCGCUCCACGACCUCCGGCAGGCCCUCGAUCGCCCUCCCCGCGCGCGCCGCCGAGGGAUUCGCGCUCACGUUCCUGCCGUAGCACCGCGCUCCCGGCGCUCCCCCGCCUCCUCCUCCGCCUCCCGAAGCUGCUCGACGACCACUACGCCGGCGCCCGGGCCGCGCUCGGGCUCCGCCUCCUGGUCCCCCAGGACGCGGGCGCCGUGCUCUUGGGCCAGGAGCUCGCGGCCCUGCUCUUCUGCCUGUUCCCCACCGCCGGACAUCAAUUUCGACGCCUUGUUCGCGGUUUGAUCGACAGGGCACUGACUAAUAAUGUGAGGUGCCGGUUUUGUGUCGUUUGAGCGGCGGCUCCCUCUCCGGUGGCGUUGCUUACACUGACAGGCUGACACUGAUGCUUGGAUGAAAUCUAGCGCUCCCCUCUGCCCAUUCUGGGAUACCAAAAAGGGUGUGCUAUAUAUAGCCCACAAAAAUGGCGAGAAUACGUGAAAACAAGGAUUGUUCCGAGACCCCAAAACGGUGUACUAUAACCGACGAAAAAUGUCAAAAACACGAAAAAGGGGAGUUUUCAGGACAUCCUAGUAACUCUGUACCCGGAUCCACUGGACAUGCCUAACACUGUAGUAACCAUUUACUAGGAUCUGCUGGACCUUGAAUGUCUUGAGAUCCCAAAACGGUGUGCACACAUAGUUAUACCUCCUGAAAAGGAUGAAACAAUGCCUUUUGUACUGGUAGGAAGGAUCUUAGGACCAUGCUGAUCAGACUAGAAAAGAAAAGCUUAAUUUCUUCUCACUUGGAUAAGACACACUUCACAAAGUUGAGGCAAAUGGGCAUCUUGGUACCCAACGCAGUAUUUUUCAACUUUCUCCACACUUGCAGCGGAUGUGGCUUGUAUUAUUCCACGUAUUAUAUUAGCAAGUUAACAUUCAUUCACAAAAAAAGCAAGUUAACAUCACAGUUAUGAAAAUAGACUGUUUUGACAAUGACCUGAUUCUGGCUCCUGAAGCCAGGUCAAAUCCUUUUGAGUGUUAAGUACAAAAAAAAUCAAUAGGAAGCACAUCAGCUUAGCUGUACAUGGAUAAGGGAGACCCCACCCUGAUUGAGAGUUAUAAGCCUGGUACAUUGUCUUCAUUCAUCUGUCCAAGAUGUGUCAUUCUCCUUGAGGACUUUUCAUCAAGCUUGGCGGCCGCAAAAGUCGAACUUGGUCUACUUGCACUGAAAAGCUCUUGUCUGUUGACAUGGGUGACACUGAAGCACCCUGUAUGCAUCCACCAAGAAAUUUAUGGUAUACAAGUAGUACUUGUGCUGCCAUGAGCUGAAACCAUCUCUGCAACCAUGGCUCCUACUCUUUCACUUCUGCUUGCCACCACUUCCAUGGCUCUGCUCUUAUUUUCAAGAGCUGUAGCACAUGACACUCUGCCGUUGGGAUCCUCUCUAGCCGUCGAAGCCUUCCAAACCGACGUGCUGCAGUCACCGGAUGGCACCUUCUCCUGCGGCUUCUACAGCAUCUACACCGACGCCUUCACAUUUUCGAUAUGGCACUCCAAGGCUGCAGACAAAACCGUCGUCUGGAGUGCAAAUCGCGGCCGCCCUGUCCAUGUCAAAAGGGCAGCCUUCACCUUGCAGAGGGAUGGCAAUAUGGUCCUCGUAGAUUAUGAUGGCGCGGUUGUGUGGCAAGCUGGCGGCAACUUCACGAAUGUUCAGCAAGCUCAGCUGUUGGAUACUGGGAAUCUCAUCUUGAAGGAUACCGAUGGUAAGACAAUAUGGCAGAGUUUUGAUUCACCCACGGACACUAUACUGCCGACGCAACACUUCACCGCUUCUACAAAGUUAGUGCCUACAACCCGGUCACAUGUUUCUGGUAACUACAUAUUCCGUUUCAGCGAUCUUUCGGUACUGUCACUUAUAUAUGACAUUCCUGAGGUUUCGGAUAUAUACUGGCCAGACCCUGACCAGACUCUCUAUGAGGAUAAUAGAAACCAGUAUAACAAUACUAGAUUGGGGAUUUUGGACAGUAAUGGGAGUUUUGGGUCGAGUGAUUUUGCUGAUGGCCGGCCACUUGUGGCCUGUGAUGCAGGGCCAGGGAUUAAGAGAAGGCUAACUCUGGAUCCUGAUGGUAAUCUCCGGUUAUAUAGCUUGAAUGACUUAGAUGGGUCAUGGUCAGUUUCAAUGGCAGCAAUAUCUCAACCUUGCAACGUCCACGGCUUAUGCGGUCCUAAUGGAAUCUGUCACUACUCACCUAAACCUACAUGUUCGUGUGCACCAGGCUAUGUGAUGAGCAACCCGGGUAAUUGGACUGAAGGUUGCACGGCUAUUGUCAACAUAACAUGUGAUCAUCAGGAACCUAUGAAGUUUGUGAAACUCAAGCAUACAGAUUUUUGGGGCUCUGAUCAGAAACAUUUGCUCCCGGUUUCCUUUUAUUAUUGUAGGAAUAUCUGCAUGAAUGACUGCACCUGCAAAGGCUUUCAGUACCAGGAAGAUACAUCCUCAUGCUAUCCAAAAGCUAGUCUUUUCAGCGGACGGACCUACCCAACAAACGAUGCACGGACAAUAUAUCUCAAGCUUCCUGACAGGGUAAAUGUUUCAAAUACAGCUUUCCCUCGCUCCGAUGUGUUUGAUCCUGCACCACCUCAUCUUGACUGCAACCAAAUGAGCAUACCACCAAUUCUAGAAGCGCAUAACACCGAUGUGGAAGAACCAAAGUGGCUGUACUUCUACGGUUUCAUAGCUGCAUUUUUUGUCGUUGAGGUUUCCUUUAUAGCAUUCACAUGGUUCUUUGUUUUGAGAAGAGAGGUUAGGCCAUCAGAAGUAUGGGCGACCGAGGAAGGAUACAAGGUGAUGACCAGUCAUUUUAGAAGGUACAGUUACAGAGAACUUGUGAAGGCAACAAUGAAUUUCAAAGUUGAGCUGGGAAGGGGAAGCUCGGGUGUGGUGUACAAAGGUGUCUUAGAAGAUGAAAGACCAGUUGCUCUGAAGAAGCUGAAGCAUAUAAGUCGGGGCAAAGAAGAGUUCCAAGCCGAGCUGAGUGUGAUUGCUAGGAUUUACCACAUGAAUCUGGUGAGAAUAUGGGGGUUUUGUUCGGAAGGAUCUCACAGGCUGUUGGUUUGUGAAUAUGUCGAGAACGGCUCACUUGCUAGCAUUUUGUUCGGUGAUAAAAGCAUCAUCUUGCUGGACUGGAAGCAACGGUUCAAUAUUGCAUUAGGUGUUGCGAAAGGGUUGGCCUAUCUUCACCAUGAGUGCCUAGAAUGGGUCAUCCAUUGCGAUGUGAAACCCGAGAAUAUACUCUUGGACCAAAACUUUGAGCCUAAGAUCACUGACUUUGGGUUGGCAAAGUUACUAAACCGAGGUGGAUCCAACCAGAACACAUCUCAUGUGCGAGGAACCACAGGCUACAUUGCUCCCGAGUGGAUUUCCGGCCGCCCUAUCACGUCGAAAGUCGACGUGUAUAGCUAUGGAGUUGUGCUUCUUGAGCUUCUAUCUGGAAGCAGAGUAUCGGAGUUGACCGUUGGUUCAGAUGCAGAGGUGGACAUGGUGAUCAGGAAGCUUGUCACAAUGCUUGCAGAUAAGCUGGAAGGAAAUGAUGAAUCUUGGAUUGAAGAAUUUGUGGAUUGCAAAUUGGGCGGGCAAUUCAGCUAUGUGCAGGCUAGAACGUUGAUCAAAUUGGUCGUUUCUUGUUUGGAGGAAGAUACAAGAAAGAGGUCGACUAUGGAAUCUGUUGUUCAGACUCUCCUAUCAUCUGAUGAAGCUGAUAAAUAGUAGUACUAUUUGAUUUUGUUGGUAAGUUUCAAUUAAGGCAAUGAUAUUUUAUUGUAAGGUCAAGGAUGUAUGCGUGAAACAAUGUGGAAAAACCAUGAUAUUUUUUCUAAUUGUAGUCAUUGAUAAAAAAAAUGUAAUAGACCGAUGGUAAUAAGUGUGGAACAGAUUAGUAAGAGCCGCAGAAAGCGAAAGACGGCACACUGGUACAUGCAAGGUCACGUAUAUGGUUGACAUCAGUGUGUUGUGUCUUGAUUUCUAUCCUUAAGAGGAAAAAUGCCAGGCCAUGAUUUACACUUU